Corvus hawaiiensis (hawaiian crow) is the source of this 2173-nucleotide messenger RNA. RefSeq names its product mitogen-activated protein kinase 11 (gene MAPK11). Gene Ontology annotation, cellular component: cytoplasm; nucleus. The record is from RefSeq and is a predicted model, not a curated record. The coding region runs from base 694 to 1551 and encodes 285 amino acids. The transcript is spliced from 12 exons. Gene Ontology annotation, molecular function: MAP kinase activity; ATP binding. Gene Ontology annotation, biological process: protein phosphorylation; intracellular signal transduction. NCBI's taxonomy places the organism in Eukaryota, Metazoa, Chordata, Aves, Passeriformes, Corvidae.
GGGCAGGGUUCCUGUGGUCCCUCUUUUCUGUCUUGCUUGCCAGUACAUGGUGCAGUAAGGGCUGCCUCCGUCAGUGAUGAAGUUCUCUGAGUGUUGAUCCUUCCUCAGUUCUUUCCCCUCCAAUACCUGCUCACACAGACCCUUCUGCUGCUGUUAGUUGUUUUUCUUGACAAUUUAGGAUCUUACAAAUUAAGAGGACAUCUGUCCACAAGGAAGUUCAUGUCUCCUCCAGUGGAAGGAGUCAGUGGGUACUUGAAAGGGUGUUGAGGUCUGCAGAUAAGAACUCAAAACUGUGAACCUGUGUUUCGAGCAUGAAUUGCAUUUUUGGGUUUUUUCUUUCUUUUUUUUUGGUCUUCCUCUUAACAGUUACGUGUAAUGGGGAAUUUUCACACGUUUUGGAUGAAUGUGACCCAGUGAAGGAAAGAAACUUGUGCUGCAGUGAAAGAAACAAAAAUAGAAUCCUGGAACAAUAUGGAGGAACACCAGACCCAGUGUCACUGUCACAUAUGCUGUGUACAGCAUUCUGUCCAAGUUUUGGUAUAGUGUGUCCAGCCAGUCAAACUUCUGAUGAUGUAAAGCUCAGCUUAUGAUACCAAAACAAGACAGAAGGUGGCAGUGAAAAAGCUUUCAAGACCUUUUCAAUCACUUAUCCAUGCCCGGAGGACCUACCGAGAGCUUCGGUUGCUUAAGCACAUGAAGCAUGAGAACGUUAUAGGACUGCUAGAUGUUUUUACACCUGCAACGUCAAUAGAAAACUUUAAUGAAGUAUAUCUUGUGACAAAUUUAAUGGGUGCUGACCUGAAUAACAUUGUGAAGUGCCAGAAGUUAACAGACGAUCAUAUACAGUUUCUCAUCUAUCAGUUACUUCGAGGUCUUAAGUAUAUUCACUCAGCUGGAAUCAUCCAUCGGGACCUGAAGCCCAGUAACCUAGCCGUAAAUGAAGACUGUGAAUUGAGGAUUUUAGACUUUGGUUUAGCUCGUCAAACUGAUGAUGAAAUGACUGGAUAUGUUGCAACAAGAUGGUACAGAGCUCCAGAAAUUAUGUUAAACUGGAUGCACUACAAUCAAACAGUUGACAUAUGGUCGGUUGGAUGUAUCAUGGCAGAGCUAUUGAAAGGAAAGGCUCUAUUUCCAGGAAAUGAUUAUAUCGAUCAACUAAAGAGAAUAAUGGAAGUUGUGGGCACACCCAGUUCAGAACUUCUGAAGAAGAUAUCAUCAGAACAUGCAAGAAAAUACAUCGAAUCUCUUCCACAUAUGCCUCAACAGGAUUUGAAAGCAGUGUUUCGUGGUGCCAAUCCAUUAGCUGUAGAUCUGCUUGAGCAGAUGCUGAUAUUGGACAGCGAUAAAAGGAUCACUGCCUCGGCAGCACUCGCGCAUCCCUACUUUGUUCAGUACCACGAUCCGGAUGAUGAGCCUGAGGCCGAGCUGUACGACGAGUCCAUCGAGAACAAGGAGCGAACCGUAGAUGAAUGGAAAGAACUUACCUAUGAGGAAGUGAAUAGCUUUAAACCACCUGACUUAAAAAUGGACAGCCUGGAGAUAGAACAGUGAAGACAGGCAGUUCUGUCUUGCCUUGCUGCACUAUGAAGACUGUUAAAAUACAACCAUACAAUUUAACCUGUGGUCAGAUGUAGAUUUUACUAUCCAAAGAUGUUGGAGGAGAUGUGGAAAAACAGAUGCAUUAAACAGAAGCCAGAUGUUGUCUGUUUGGGGGGGGGGGGGGGGGGGGGGGGGGUGGAGUUUGCCUUGUAAUAUGAAUGUAUUCCCAACUCACAAAGGGUGGUAAAGAACUGCUUCAUUCUGACAAAAUUAUGCACUGAGUUCUGUCAAGCUGUGUGUUCUGCAUGUUUCAUUUUAUCAGUUGUAUUGCCAAAAUAAAGGUGACCUUUUAAAUUAAUUUUUAAAUUGUACAUUUAAAGCAUGAAUGUAUACAAACAUAAACAAGAAGUCCAUACAAGCAAUCCUUUUUUUUUUUUUUUUUGUGGCAUUUUAUCUGUCUGUUUUCGUACUAUUUAUAGUUAGUGCCUUUAAGAAGAGGGGGCGUGGUAGUGAGAUAGACAGAAUAUGCAUAUGUAGUCAUAUCUGUGGUAGUCUUACACAUUUACUGGAUGUCUCUCAAGCAAUCUUAACACUAGUUGAAAGUCAGUAAAAAUAAAUCUUUCUCUUCUCUUGA